This is a messenger RNA of Glarea lozoyensis ATCC 20868, 918 nucleotides long. Its product is annotated as Calcium-dependent phosphotriesterase. Gene Ontology annotation, molecular function: gluconolactonase activity; calcium ion binding. Gene Ontology annotation, biological process: L-ascorbic acid biosynthetic process. Bases 1 to 918 code for a protein of 305 amino acids. The transcript is spliced from 2 exons. The record is from RefSeq and is a predicted model, not a curated record. Lineage: Eukaryota; Fungi; Ascomycota; Leotiomycetes; Helotiales; Helotiaceae.
AUGCCGGACAUUCGAAGAUGGACAGUCACGGAACCCUACCUCAAUAUCCACUGUGGGCUGGGAGAAGCACCAUACUACGAGGCCGAGCGCAACACCCUUCGCUUCGUGGAUAUCAAAAACAAACGUCUUCAUUCCGUGGAUCUUAAUGUUGGCCCCGAGUCGCUAAAAACUCUGGAGUUGGAUAUGUCCGUGGGGGUGACGGCUGAUAUUGAGGGUGUAGAUUCCAGCAAGAAGAUUCUAGUGGGGGCAAAGAAUGGGGUGUAUAUCCUUGAUAGAGAAACGGGCGGGUUUGGGUUGCUGAAGAAGUAUUAUGAUGAUGAGGAGAAGGAUGAGAGAUUGAGAAGUAAUGAUGGAGCUGUCGAUACAGACGGGAGAUUCUGGGUUACUACCAUGAACGAUUUCUGGGUCGGUGAACCCCAAGCAGAAGGAACGCUAUUCAGGAUUGGCAAUGAUCUCACACGUACUACCAUGCGCACCUCUUUGACGAUUCCAAACGGUGUCGGUUGGUCUCGGGAUAAGAAAACUCAGUAUUUUACUCACUCAACCGAGAAGCGUAUCAUUGCUUUUGAUUACGAUGCUGCGACUGGUGACUUGUCCAAUGAGCGCACGUUCUGGGAGCAUGAUGGCGAUGGAGAUCCUGAUGGAUUUAAGAUGGAUGAAGAAGGAAACAUCUGGCAGGCCAUCUAUGGCGAGAGCCGAGUGUUGAAGAUCUCACCAGGGGGCAAUAUUAUUGGUGAGAUCAAGUAUCCUACCAGAUGUAUCACAUGUCCUUGCUUCGUUGGCACUGAGCUGUGGGUUACAAGCGCUGAUGAGGAGGACGAAACCAAUGUUGAGAGCAAGAAGUAUGGAGGCGGCGUGUUUAAAGUUGAUGUUGGUGUAAGAGGGUUACAAGAUUACAAGUUCAAGUUGUCUACUUGA